Messenger RNA from Myripristis murdjan (pinecone soldierfish), 2431 nucleotides. RefSeq names its product EH-domain containing 4 (gene ehd4). Gene Ontology annotation, cellular component: plasma membrane; cytoplasm. The record is from RefSeq and is a predicted model, not a curated record. Lineage: Eukaryota; Metazoa; Chordata; Actinopteri; Holocentriformes; Holocentridae. Gene Ontology annotation, molecular function: protein binding; calcium ion binding; GTP binding. Gene Ontology annotation, biological process: endocytosis; endosomal transport.
CACACACACACACACACACACAGGCCGAGCCUCCCUCUCACAGAGGAGGCAGUGUGUUUAAAGAGCCGAGGAGACUCCCAGGUGCCAAACACGCAAACACUUCCCUCCAUUGAGCGGAGCGGCCGGCGGACUCACGGACUGGCGGACUGACUGCGCAAAACACGAAAACCCCCGGAAAAUCUGGAAGUAAAAUACGGAAGUCGGGAGCAAAGCGCUUUAGUUCUGGUUUUCUGGUGGGAACUUUGUAUCUCUGGUCACCAUGUUCAACUGGAUGAAUCAGGAGCAAGGUGGACGCAACAGGGAGGGGGAGAUGUACCAGACAGUGACGGAGGGGCUGCAGACUCUCUACAGCAAGAAGCUGCUGCCGCUGGAGGAGACUUACCUUUUCCAUGACUUCCACUCCCCGGCCCUGGAGGCCGCCGACUUCCAGAGCAAGCCCAUGGUGCUGCUGGUCGGCCAGUACUCCACUGGGAAAACCACCUUCAUCAGGUAUCUGUUGGAGCAGGAUUUCCCGGGGAUGCGGAUCGGUCCGGAGCCGACCACCGACGGUUUCAUCGCGGUGAUGUACGGCGAGAACGAGGGCGUCGUCCCCGGCAACGCCCUGGUGGUCGACCCCAAGAAGCCCUUCAGGAAGCUCAACGCCUUCGGCAACUCCUUCCUCAACAGGUUCAUCUGCUCCCAGAUGCCCAAUCAGGUUCUUCAGAGCAUCAGCAUCAUCGACACUCCUGGCAUCUUGUCUGGAGAGAAGCAGCGAAUCAGCAGAGGUUACGACUUCUCGGAGGUGCUGCGCUGGUUCGGCGAGCGGGUCGACCGCAUCAUCCUGCUGUUCGACGCCCACAAGCUGGACAUCUCAGACGAGUUCUCCGAGGCCAUCAAGGCCUUCAAAGGACAAGACGACAAGAUCCGAGUCGUCCUCAACAAGGCCGACCAGGUGGACACCCAGCAGCUGAUGCGGGUGUACGGCGCCCUCAUGUGGUCGUUGGGGAAGGUGAUCAACACGCCCGAGGUGGUGAGAGUGUACCUGGGCUCCUUCUGGGCCAAACCGCUGCAGAACAGCGACAACAGGCGUCUGUUCGAGGCGGAGACUCAGGAUCUGUUCAGGGACAUCCAGAGUUUGCCGAGAAACGCGGCGCUUCGCAAACUCAACGACCUGAUCAAGAGAGCCAGGCUGGCCAAGGUGCACGCCUACAUCAUCAGCUACCUGAAGAAGGAGAUGCCGUCGCUGUUCGGCAGAGAGAAGAAGAAGGAGGAGCUGAUCAUGAGGCUGCCGGAGAUCUACACCCUCCUGCAGAGGGAGCACCACAUCAGCCCCGGGGACUUCCCCAACGUCACCAAGAUGCAGGACCAGCUGCAGCACUACGACUUCAGCAAGUUCCCGUCCCUGAAGAUGAAGCUGAUCGAGUCGGUGGACAAGAUGCUGGCCAGUAAGAUCGCCGUGCUGAUGGCCAUGAUCCGGGAGGAGGAGUCCAAGCAGCCGCCGGCCAUGGUGAUGGGCGGGGCCUUCGAGGGCUCGCAGGACGGCCCGUUCGGCCAGGGCUACGGCGAGGGCAUCAGCGCCGGGGCCGACGCCGAGGACUGGAUCGUGAGCCGCGACAAGCACCGCUACGACGAGAUCUUCUACACGCUGAUGCCCGUCAACGGCAAGAUCACCGGCGUCAACGCCAAGAAGGAGAUGAUGAACUCGCGGCUGCCCAACACCGUGCUGGGCAAGAUCUGGAAGCUGGCCGACUGCGACCGCGACGGCAUGCUGGACGACGAGGAGUUCGCGCUCGCCCAGCACCUCAUCAAGGUGAAGCUGGAGGGCUACGAGCUGCCCACCGACCUGCCCGACCACCUGGUGCCGCCCUCGCACCGCAAGAACCCCACCGCCGACGCCCUGUACAACCACAACGAGGACUAGGACGCCACGCCGCCGCCAGGAGGAGGGACUGAGCAGGAGAAACAAACCGUCCUCACGGGUCGCCCAGGCUCCUCGCCACGGCUCAAAUUUGGUUUUUCUUCCAACCAGGUCAAAAAAAAAUCUGCCAGCGGGACGAGAUAAUCCCACCUGCUUCCUGCACUAAUCAGUGCUGAUCCCCUCCGGGUUGAACACCUGAGCGGGCCAAUCAGGGCCAUCGAGGGGCGGGACACACGAUGCUCGAGAUGUUGUUUUAAAUAAAUUCAAAGUAAAACCAGAGCAGCGUCGUGGCUGAAGGCGUUUGGAAAGGACGAGCGGCCUGUUUGCCAGAAUCAACCCGACUUCACUGGAUCACUGGUUCAAAUGUUUUUCAUCAGCUUUUUAGGAAAUUUGGCAAAAAAACAAGCAAAUUAAGGAACAUCUUCAUCAGUCUGACGUCACAUGCACAGCGCUCAGGAAACACAGAGGACAUUUAAAGCGUUCACUGCAAAAACGCAAAAUCUUACCAAGAUUAUUUGUCUUAUUUCAAGUCAA